AUGAGCGCCGGGAAAUGGUUCAAAAUGCUUGGAGCCGGAGCGAUACUCUGCAUCGGUGGCCCAAUGUUUGUCAACUACGUUCGCCCAACAGAGGAGGAGCUUUUCCAGAGAUUCAAUCCCGACCUCCAAAAGCGGAAUCUGGAAAACCGGGAAAGACGACAGAAGGAGUUUGACGACUUCGUUACACAGCUGAAGGAAUACUCAAAGUCUGACAAGCCCAUCUGGGUCGUAGCCAAAGAGGCCGAGGAGCUUCAGAAGAAACAACAACGAGAAGCCGCUCUUGCCGCGAAGAAGGCCGCCGCUGAGAACCCCGUUGAGAGCACGACACAAUCAUAA
Molecule: messenger RNA, 336 nt
Organism: Uncinocarpus reesii 1704
Lineage: Eukaryota; Fungi; Ascomycota; Eurotiomycetes; Onygenales; Onygenaceae
Exons: 4
Coding region: 1-336 (111 amino acids)
Biological process (GO): mitochondrial respiratory chain complex III assembly
Cellular component (GO): mitochondrial membrane
Source: RefSeq, a predicted model, not a curated record